UCGGCCAACGCGGAAGUGGUUUUCGGCGCCAAUUUCGCUGUGGCUGUUUUGUAAGAAAAAAAAAGCGGCAUUUGUUGUUUAUGAAACACAGCUCUACCUUUUCGUUUUUUUAAACUUGUAGUAAAUUGCGACAAUGACUGAGAACACUUUUCCGAUUUUUAGUUUGGACGCAAUAGUUAACUUUUACCGCACAGAGAUUCUCAGCGGUCAGGAGGCGAAACACUUCACAAAGAGCGACCUGGCUCCUGUUCCGAAGGCAGAGGCGGUUCAAACGUUGUACAUGAGAGUACUGCACAUUCUGUAUCGUUUCAGACCCGAGUGUCACUCCAUGGUUCCAGUUCUGGAGAACAUUCAAUAUCCAACGUACUAUGAGGCUGCAACAGCUAUCAUGAGUGUCUAUGUUCGCAUGCGACAGUUCUUGCCCAUGUGCCUGGUGUAUGAUUUCUCAUUGAAUGACCUCCUCUUUCCAAAAAAACAGAAAACACUCACUGUUCUAAGUGGCAUCAUGAACUUCCUUAACUUCAGAAAACAGAGGAUGGACAUGAUCUUGGAGAAGCAGAGCAAAUGUAGGUCGGACCUGGACAAGUUGCAGGCUUAUAACCGAAACAUUAAGGAUGCUGAGAAGAAAAUUGACAUACUGACGACUAUCCCGCCAGAGCAGCAGGCGGAGGCUAAUGAGUUAGCAGCUGCGCUCGCAGAACUGCAGACCAGCACCAUGCACGAGUAUCAAGAAGUGAAUGUGAUCAAUGAUGCCAUUACAGAGCUGAAAACCAGAAUCGCGGAGAAGACUCAGAAACUGGCCCAGCUGAAGGUGGACAUCAGCAACCUGAAGGAAGACAUCACCAAGAUCAAGUCUCAGAUCGUGGAAUCUCCUGAGGAGCUGAAGAGUCAGAUGGAGAAGAUGAGGGAGAACGUUAAAAACAUCAAAAGCUGCAUUAAACAAACUGACGAGCGUGUGGUCGAGCUGCAGAACAUCGUGCAGAGUGUGACCCACACUGAGGCUGAGAUCCUGCAGAAGUACAGCCUGCUGCAAGACCUGGAGAGCAGCAUGAACAACGGCAAGAAGCGACAAGAAGAGAACCAAGAACUGACAGCUCAGUAUGAGAAGAGCCAGAAGGAGCUGAAGAAUUUGUACGCGGAGCAAACCCAGCUAAAAAGAGCUCUGGGCAUGAAGCUGGACAAAGAGUCCAAACAGAACAUCCGCAGGCAGAAGAAGAAAGAGAUGAAGGAGCAGCAUGUACAAGAUGUGAUGGGGCAGUGCAACCAAAUCCACCAGAAGCGCGAGGCCAUGUCCGACAGAAUCCAGGAGAUCUCCAGAGAGACGCAGCAACUGAAGGCCAAGAUCCAGAGUCUGAGGGACGUCUGCAGCGAAGAGACGAAGAAAGCACAGGCUCUGUAUGACAUCCUGUCAAUCUCUAUGGACGAACUGCACAAGAGAAUUGAGGCGAACUUCAUGGACCUGAAGCAAGACAUCACCAAGAUGUCUGCAAGUUUUUAGAUUUUGGGUCUUCAUUCAUUUCGGUCUUAUUACAUUACUAAUCAAACAUUUUGUAGCCAUUCUCAUCUUAACUGUUAUAUAAAAUGUUUAACGUAGUUGUAUUAUUUAAUAAAUAAAAAUGUUUGGGCUAUAUCA
Messenger RNA from Thalassophryne amazonica, 1633 nucleotides. RefSeq names its product UF2 component of NDC80 kinetochore complex (gene nuf2). The record is from RefSeq and is a predicted model, not a curated record. The transcript is spliced from 13 exons. Lineage: Eukaryota; Metazoa; Chordata; Actinopteri; Batrachoidiformes; Batrachoididae. Bases 134 to 1498 code for a protein of 454 amino acids. Gene Ontology annotation, biological process: mitotic spindle organization; kinetochore organization; attachment of mitotic spindle microtubules to kinetochore. Gene Ontology annotation, molecular function: protein-containing complex binding. Gene Ontology annotation, cellular component: kinetochore; Ndc80 complex.